This is a messenger RNA of Recurvomyces mirabilis, 1569 nucleotides long. RefSeq lists its product as uncharacterized. The transcript is spliced from 2 exons. NCBI's taxonomy places the organism in Eukaryota, Fungi, Ascomycota, Dothideomycetes, Mycosphaerellales, Teratosphaeriaceae. The record is from RefSeq and is a predicted model, not a curated record. Bases 1 to 1569 code for a protein of 522 amino acids. Gene Ontology annotation, molecular function: NADP binding; N,N-dimethylaniline monooxygenase activity; flavin adenine dinucleotide binding.
AUGGGCAUCGUCGACAACGCCACCCACACCCUCGCCACCCUCAUCAAUGCCCCCUUCGAGUUCCUCUAUCGUCUCCUCCAGGUCCUGCUGAGCUACAUCUUCUCCCCUCACCCACCACCCCCCAAUACACACCUCAGCGGACCCAAGACCGCCAUCGUCGGCGCCGGACUGACGGGUGUCUCGUCUGCUGCUCACUGUGUUGGACAUGGCUUCGAGACGACCAUCUUCGAGGCUGGCGAUCGGAAGUCGUUGGGUGGGAUCUGGGCGAAAGUGAAUAACACAUCCGGCCUCCAGAUCCACUCCAUCAUGUACCGCUUCUUCCCCUCCAUCAACUGGUCCGGAGGCUACCCCAACCGCCAACAGAUCGUCGCCCAGGUCACCAAGGUCUGGAAGCAAUACCAUCUCGAUGAACGCACGAAAUUCGAUACCAAGGUCGAAAAGGUCUACCAAGACAAGCAAGGACGAUGGAUCAUCAACAAUGAGAGCAAUGGCCGUUUCGAUGGAGUCAUUGCUUGCAUCGGCACGUGUGGAGAUCCUAAGAUGGUCUCUGUCCCGGACCAAGACAAGUUCAAAGGCGAAAUCUUCCAUUCCUCGCAGCUCGACGGAAAGGAUGCCAAAGGGAAGAAAGUCCUAGUCAUCGGUGGUGGAGCCUCCGCAGUCGAAGCCCUCGAGUUCGUCGCCCAUGCUCAAGCAGAGAAGACUUACGUCCUCGCGCGCAGUGAGAAGUGGAUCAUUCCCCGCAAUCCAUUCAUCGACAUUCUCCUCUCCCUCAACAUCUUCGGCUCCGAAACAAUCUUCUCCUGGAUCCCCGAGAACCUCCUCCGCCUCUUCUUCUACCGCGACCUGGCCGACAUCUCCCCACCCCGCAACGACGCCGGCAAGGGCCUCUUCACCGAGACCCCCAUGGUCAACAACGACGUCCUCGAACAGAUCCGCUCCGGCAAGGCCUCCUGGCUCCGCGGCGACAUCAAAAAAUUCACCCCAACCGGCAUCCUCUUCAACCACCGCAGCCAAGGCGUGCCGAAAAAUGGCCCUGGCCGCGAAGAACUGAUCGAAGGCGACGUCUGCAUCCUCGCCACCGGCUACCAACGUCCCUCCCUCUCUUUCCUCCCGGAAGAGUGUUUCGAGAAAUUCUACGAACCCCCGAACUGGUACCUCCAGGUCUUUCCCCCGAAACACGCCACCAUCUGCGCGAACAACUGUACCUACAUCAACGCCAUCGGGACCGUGGGGAACUAUCACAUAGGAAUCUACACCCGCUUCCUCCUCAUGUUCCUCGUGGACCCCCUCGCCCGGCCUUCCGAGUCCCGGAUGAAGACCUGGGUGGAUUUCACACGGUGGGUGAAAUUGAGGGCGCCCGCGGGCGCGUUUGAGUUCUUCACGUAUGCGGAACUGAUCUAUUGGUUCGUUUUCGUCGUGGUGGUCAAUCCGUUCCGGUGGAAGUGGGCGGCUUUUGUGCUUUUUGGGAUUGGGGUGGGUUUGCCGAGGAGGAUUGUGGAGGAGGAGGAUAAGUUAAGGAAUGGGUUUGCUAAGGCGAGGGAUGGUGGGGAAAGGAAGAAGGUGUCGUGA